AUGUCACCCGAAGUACUGCCAAGUGAGCAAGCGAGCGAUCAUGUUUCGCGGUCGUCUUCUCCCGACCAGGCACUUCAGACGCGCCGAGAGCGGAACCGCGAGGCCCAAAAGGUCUUCCGCAAACGCAAGCAAGCUGCGGAAGAGAUCCAGGCGACGCGCCUGCAGCAUCUAGAAACCACCGUCGCCAAGAUGAGCUCCGCGGUCGUUGAUCUUGUCGACUGGAUGCUGGACAUCGAGGCGCUGAAGCAGGAAGUAGGGGUCUUGACGCGGAUCCAGGACAUGGUGGCGCACGUGUUGGCUUUGGCUGACGAUGCUGUGGCGUUAGAGGAUGAGCUUCCGAAGAGAAGGAAGAGGAAGCUUAGAGGAGCGAAGAAGACCCCAAUACCAAGUCCCGACCCCCAAGACCAUGCUGGCGCGGGCAUGAAAGAGGACGAUGCUUGUCCUCGAGAUAACACAUCCCACGUGGCAUCGUCUCCGCAGGCAAACUUCUUAGCACCAGAACCCCCAUCCCUCACACCAGACGACCAAAUCCUCUCUCACCUCACAUCCCUAGCCUGCCGCCCAAAUUCACUACCCCCUUCCCUUGGAACCUUCCACUGCGGCUCAACAACCACCCUCAGCCCAGACUCCUUCAGCUUCCGCCUCACGCACACCUGCUUCACUCUAGGCUACCUCGUCCUCAGCAAAUCCCUCGACUCACCCCUCCCGCACGGAGAAGAGCCGCGCAUCUUCAGCUCGACGCUCAGAUACCGCAACAGAGAUGACAUCAUCACAAAGAUGAGGUGGCUCGUCGGACCAGGCCAGCACGAGCUCCAACAAGCCGCAGAACUACCCAUGGGCGGACGCUGGUACGGCGACGAAUUCAGCUCCGAGGACCUGUCGCCGGAGAACCUUGACCUCUUUGAGAAGACGGCGCUGGCGGAUGCUCGACAGACGCGGUUUCUGAGUGUCGCUGGUGUUGAGAGGCAGCUUAUUGCUCUCGGUGCUCGGGUGGUGGAUAAGGAGACGUUGGAGCUGAGGUUGAAUGGGCCGUUGAAGCUGGUUGGGGAUACGGGCAAGAAACGGUCUUUGGCGUCGGAGAACUUUGAAGAGAAGGUCGAGGAAGGCUUUUACGGUGCAGCUGAAUAUUACGCUGCUGAUUGCUAA
Messenger RNA from Colletotrichum fioriniae, 1146 nucleotides. The record is from RefSeq and is a predicted model, not a curated record. NCBI's taxonomy places the organism in Eukaryota, Fungi, Ascomycota, Sordariomycetes, Glomerellales, Glomerellaceae.